Molecule: messenger RNA, 1593 nt
Organism: Caenorhabditis remanei
Lineage: Eukaryota; Metazoa; Nematoda; Chromadorea; Rhabditida; Rhabditidae
Exons: 12
Coding region: 1-1593 (530 amino acids)
Cellular component (GO): nucleus
Molecular function (GO): protein binding; histone H4K20 methyltransferase activity
Source: RefSeq, a predicted model, not a curated record
AUGGAUCUCGUUAGAAUGGACGAUUUCGUUCGGUCGUCACUCCUUGACCCAAUAUACGGGUUUGAGACUAAUAAGUGUUUACCAAACUAUUGUUCGAUACCGGAAAGCUUAAAAGCUGAAGUGGCAAAACUGAUUAAAGCUCACGUCUUUAUUGAAAACAAUGAUGAUAUCCGACAAAAUAUUUUAGAAAUUUUGACUCCAUAUUUUUCUGAAGAGAGGUUAAAAACUGUGGUCAACAAUUACAUGCUGCUUUUUGAUGUAAGAUCUGGUUUCACGGCAGUUCCAUGUCAUGACUUUGACAUGGAAUUCAAUUUAGGCUUGAAAUUGAUCGCCACCAGAAUGUGGAUGCCCGGCCAGCUAAUGGCUACGUAUAAUUUGUGUAGUUACUUUGAAAGACUGGAGCCGUAUUUCAACCCGUAUUCUGUCUCUAAUGCGCACAAGAAAAAAUCGAACAAAGUUUGGUUGGGGCCAUGUGCCAUUGUCAAUCACAGUUGCAACCCAAAUGCCACGUAUCAUACUGUAGAAAACCAAACAAUAAUUCAGGUUCUCUCUCCAAUCUCUAUUGGUGAGGAGAUAACAGUGAAUUAUGGACCAACAUUCUUCCCAUCUGGUGCAUGUAAAUGUGCAACAUGCAAACUCGGAGAAGAAAAAGAGCAAACUGAGACUGAACGGCGUAAACCAAGAAUACCCGAUAGCAGCUUCAAACCGAAACACACAAGAGAAACAUUCGAUAUCUACUCAAAAAUUUUUGCGAAAAUCGAGUAUCCAGCUCACUUACAAGUGCUUGCAGAUCAUGCGGAACGUUAUUUCAUUGGUAAUGUCACGGUGGUCACUGAGAAGGAUGUGUACAAAAUGAUGGCAGAUAUGCAAACCGAUGUAACUAACAUGGGGAACAGAAUUGAUGUUUUUGGUUGCAUGGCUGGAUUGGAGGACCCAAACAGGAAUUUGCUUUCCUCUGCUUUGCAAGGUAUCAGCUAUUUCACGGAAAUUGGCAAACUAGCAUUGACAAAAGUUGGUAGCGAUCCGGGGGAAAUCAAGGAGGUCUUAUCUGGCUUGCAUACCUUCCUUGGGCAAAUAACAGUGGAUUUUGAACUGAGGAGUGCAGAGAGAGCAGCUGACUCCCGCCUUGUCAAUAUUUUCAAAGAAGGGAAAAAGGCGCACAGAGAACGGCAACUUGAAGAUUAUGAAUUAGUUGUUCCUGAUAUUCCUCUGAUCCUUCAAGUUGAGAAACCGAACACUCCAGAAGAAGCAAUAGGAUUGCAAGCAGACCAUGAAUUGGGUAGUCCAUCCGCAGUGUCUAUACCAACAACUGAACCAACAACUCCGAUCACGUCGCGUUCCACGAGUAAAAAGAAAAGACAGCUGAACACCGGAACUGUAUCAGCUGGGAAAAAGGUGAGAAAAGAAGAAUCUCCGUCUUCAGAAUCUGAUGGAGAGAUUGCUGAGUUAACGAUCAAAGUGAAGUAUAGAAAUGGCAGUUCAAAAGUGAUCAGCGUGAAUGCAGCUUAUGACAGUGAGCAACCUGGUGAACAAAAAAAAGCUGAAAUAUCGAAGGUUAGGGAUUUCCUACUUGAAAGAAUUACAAAAACUUGA